AAUAAAGAAAUAACGCUUUUAGAAGUGUGUAUCGUAUGAAUUAUUUUUUUUAUAUAUAUUCAUAUCUAGUUAAAGUGAAAACAAGAUAACGUUUUUUGUAAUUUCUUUUUUUAAUGAAAUAAUUCUCAACAGUAAUGGUUGGGAAAUUUUCGAAAAGCGCAAGAUUUAAAAAAAAGAACAGAAUUGCGGUCGCUGUAAGGAUCCGCCCAAUCAGUCAUGUGGAGGUCUCCAUGGGAUGUGCAGAAAUCAUCAGUGCAAUUGAGAAUAACAUGGUGUGCAUGCUCGAUCCGUCUGAUAACGAAUACGAUAUACUUCGCGUAAAUCGAUCACGCGAAAAGACGUUCGUUUUCGACCAUGUGUUUGGCCCCUAUUCUUCUCAGGGUCAAGUAUAUAAUCAAACGACAAAAGCUUUAGUUGAAUCUGUGUUAGAUGGUUACAAUGCCACUAUUUUUGCUUACGGGCCAACUGGAGCUGGCAAAACAUAUACAAUGGUUGGAACAGAUGUUGAACCUGGUAUAAUGGUUCUCACGUUAAAUUAUCUUUAUCAAGAAAUGCAUCGAACACGUCAUGACCAGAAAUAUAGUGUCAAAAUGUCGUAUUUGGAGAUCUACAACGAGAUGGUACGCGAUCUUUUAAAUCCAACCUCAGAUUUUCUUGAUGUACGAGAAGACACAAAGGGCGUACAAGUAGCCGGUCUCACUGAAUAUGAAGCUCUCACAACAUCAGAAAUCAUGGAGUUAUUGUCACGUGGUAAUAAAGAGCGCAUGUGCGAACCAACCGCUGUCAAUGAAACAUCGUCAAGAUCUCAUGCUAUCUUGCAAGUAACUGUUGAACAAAGAAGCCGAGUGCGCGACAUUACGGAUGAAGUAAAAAUCGCGAAACUUUUCAUGAUCGAUUUAGCCGGCUCCGAAAGAGCAUCGCAAACCCAGAACAAAGGGAAAAGACUUAUCGAAGGAGCACACAUUAAUCGUUCAUUACUUGCGCUUGGAAAUUGCAUCAACGCUUUAACCGAGAAAGGCGGGAAAAGUUCUUAUGUGAAUUACAGAGACAGCAAGUUGACUAGACUUUUGAAGGAUUCGCUGGGCGGGAACUGUAAAACUGUCAUGAUAGCUCACGUUAGUCCAGCUAGUCUUAGCUUUGAAGAGUCAAGAAAUACGCUGGCGUAUGCUGACCGUGCAAAAAGUAUAAAAGUGAAAGCUAAACGAAACCAGUACAGCGUGAACUACCAUGUCGCACAGUAUCAAAACAUUAUAUCCGAUUUGCGUCAGGAGAUAAUUCUACUAAAAACCCAACUGGUGGAAGCUGAUUCGAUAAAUCGUAGCAGUGCGAGAACAGUUGUCAACAGAACGAAAAGUGCGAAUGUGAUGGAAAAAUUAAAAGAAGAAUUAAAAGUUACUUUUCAAGAACAGUUGGAAUUAAGGAAAGAAAUAAUCGAUUUAGAAGACACUGCGCUUCAGUACAGCGUGGAAUAUCAGAGACAUCUUUUGACUAUAGAAGAGUGGGAGCAAGAAGAAUCUAGAAGGCGUGUACGCGAGACUGGUAAAAUGAAAACAACCAAUCAAAUUAUUAAAGAGAAUUUUCGCGCGAAACAUGCAAGUCCAUUUCGGCGCCAUGAACAAUUUGUUGAUAAGAAUAAUAAAAACAUUUCGGAGCCUGCCGAUGUUACUGCAGCGCGAGACGAAAUACUAACAAUAAAACAACGGCUUGAAGAAAUUGAAGAUGAAAAAACAAAUUUAGCUGAAAAACUUGACGAACAAAAGAAGGAGAAAGAAUAUCUUGAAGAGUCCUUUCAAAAUAAAAUAUCAAAUGAAGACCGGCGUGAAAUCUUAGAAGCGUUAUGUAAAAUACACGACUUUCAAAUUCGAAAUGUGGAGCUCGAGUCUGUAGCGUUGAUGAGAGAAUAUUUACUUCAGCAUAAGGAUUUGACAACACAGAGAAAAGAACUGCGAAAUAAUGUAGUGCAUGAUAUUGUGGAGUUACAAAGAGACAUUAUACAAGGUAAUAAUUUGAAGUACCCAUUUGAUUUGGAAUCACUUUAUCAAAUGUAUAAAGAACAGGUUAAACAAGAUGUUCCAAUGGCUGGUCUGGCGAUUGAUGUCAAACGAAUCGGAACACAAGUACCAGCUCUCCCUCCGUUGGUUACACGUGUGGAUGAAACUAAGUUGUCACCAAAUACAUCGCCGUAUCCAGGGAAGAAGAAUUUGAAAGUUAAAAAGAAAUGGACAGAUAGCAAUUUCUCAGAUCAAGAAAGUGUCACAAGUUCAAAGUUUAAUUUGACUAGAAAUCCUUUUCCAGUAAACUCAUAUAACGAUAAAUCAAGCGACACACUAAGUAAUAACGCCGGUAGGUAUCCCCGACGUCGUGGCACGUUUGUUUAUAAAGACGGCGCGUCGCUCAUUUAUGAACAUUCGACGCAAUCAAGUCAAACAAAGGGAUCUGACUCAAAAUAUACAACACCGCGACUCCAAACAUUACAAAAUUCGGAUAUGUAUAUUCAGCCGAACUUACCAAAGCAUAUACUAUCUUUAAACCGAGAAAACGAUACGCAUAGUACUUCGUCAAUCCAAACUGUCAGCGUCAAAGUAAACAACGACGUCACGAUGGAUGACAGAACUGAAAGAAAAAGAUCAGCUUCGGCGGAAUUGAUACGUGCAAAGGCAUUAAUAGGUAGGAAGGUUGACUCGCAGUUGACACACAGAAGAAAAGCAAAAACCUACAAUAAAACUUCAAAACAAACAAAACCAAUGUGGAACAGCAAUUUCAACACGAAAGUUAACCGAAGUGAGCUAUAUGCUAGCGGUUUGGAAACCAUCUCCAACAAUUAUGGAAAAGCAAUGCGACAAAACAAAGGUUUGGAAAGGUUGACGGAUGUGAAACAUUUCCCAACAAAUUCACCAAGACAACAAAUAGUGACUCUCAAAACUACGGUACCGAAACAGAAAGUUGUCAGGCGGAACGACAACAGUAACUUUGUAAAAACAUCAAAUGAUAAUUUAACAAUAAGUGGAACUUCAUUUGUUCCCAGACCCUAUCAACCCGGUUUUGGAAGGUUAUAAUAUUAAUUUUCAAAUAACUUGAAGUUUUAGAUAUAAGAGAAUACCAUCGAAGCAUGGAGGUAUAUUUAUAUCUCAGUGAUCGACCUAAAAGCAUUUCAACUGCACCAGUUUUAUAUACCUUAUCAGUUUAAAUUUCGUUGAUCCAAAUGAUCCAAGUGAAAUAUUGAGGUAACGAAAACUACGGAUGCCGAAUAAUUAGGGCGGCAAACGUUUAGACCGACAAGGUAUCCAUAGAUGUUUUUAUUAUUUAAAGUCAUUCCAUGGUAAUUUCAACCUCGUAUCCAGGCAUCCUUGAUCUCUUAGGACGGAAGCUAUAUAAACCCCUUAUCUUAAUUUGCCAUCUUGCCGUUUGUCUAUUAGAAAGGUAUAGCACUGGGAACGAGGUUGGUAAUUAAUGCAUAUAAGGAAUUUUAAUAGAAUGUAAAUAGUUUCAUAGAAUUUUAUAAAGUUGACUUUUAAAAAAAUAUUUCCUAAUGUGCA
This is a messenger RNA of Hydractinia symbiolongicarpus, 3536 nucleotides long. Its product is annotated as kinesin-like protein KIF19. Bases 135 to 3056 code for a protein of 973 amino acids. The record is from RefSeq and is a predicted model, not a curated record. The transcript has 18 exons. Gene Ontology annotation, molecular function: ATP binding; microtubule binding; microtubule motor activity. Lineage: Eukaryota; Metazoa; Cnidaria; Hydrozoa; Anthoathecata; Hydractiniidae. Gene Ontology annotation, biological process: microtubule-based movement.